GCGCAGCGGAGCCCUGUGCGCCUGUGCCUGCGCCGCCCGCCCCAGGCCCUGGCCUCGGCCGAGCGAUGCUGCUGCUGGCUGCCGCCUUCCUCGUGGCGUUCGUGCUGCUGCUCUACAUGGUGUCUCCGCUCAUCAGCCCCAAGCCCCUCGCCCUGCCCGGGGCGCAUGUGGUGGUUACAGGAGGCUCCAGUGGCAUCGGAAAGUGCAUUGCUAUCGAGUGCUAUAAACAAGGAGCUUUUAUAACUCUGGUUGCACGAAAUGAGGACAAACUGUUGCAGGCAAAGAAAGAAAUCGAAAAACACUCUGUUAAUGAUAAACAGGUGGUGCUUUGUAUAUCAGUUGAUGUAUCUCAAGACUACAGCCAAGUAGAGAAUGUCAUAAAACAAGCACAGGAGAAACUGGGCCCAGUGGACAUGCUUGUAAACUGUGCAGGAAUGUCACUUGCAGGAAAAUUUGAAGAUCUUGAAGUUAGUACUUUUGAAAGAUUAAUGAGCGUCAACUACCUGGGCAGCGUGUACCCCAGCCGAGCGGUGAUCACCACCAUGAAGGAACGCCGCGUGGGCAGGAUUGUCUUCGUGUCCUCCCAGGCGGGGCAGUUGGGCUUAUUUGGUUUCACAGCCUACUCUUCGUCCAAGUUUGCCAUCAGGGGAUUGGCAGAAGCUUUGCAGAUGGAGGUGAAGCCGUAUAAUGUUUAUGUCACAGUUGCCUACCCACCAGACACAGACACCCCCGGGUUUGCAGAAGAAAACAAAACCAAGCCUUUGGAGACCCGUCUUAUUUCAGAGACCACAUCUGUUUGCAAACCAGAACAAGUGGCCAAACAAAUUGUUAAAGAUGCCAUACAAGGAAAUUUCAACAGUUCCAUCGGCUCAGAUGGGUACAUGCUCUCGUCCCUGACCUGUGGAAUGGCUCCGGUAACUUCCAUCACUGAAGGGCUCCAGCAGGUAGUCACCAUGGGCCUCUUCCGUACGAUUGCUUUGUUUUACCUUGGAAGCUUCGACAGUAUAGUUCGUCGCUGCAUGAUGCAGAGAGCGAAAUCUGAAAUUGCAGACAAAACUGCCUAA
Lipotes vexillifer (Yangtze River dolphin) is the source of this 1064-nucleotide messenger RNA. RefSeq names its product 3-ketodihydrosphingosine reductase (gene KDSR). The transcript is spliced from 10 exons. Lineage: Eukaryota; Metazoa; Chordata; Mammalia; Artiodactyla; Lipotidae. Gene Ontology annotation, cellular component: endoplasmic reticulum membrane. Gene Ontology annotation, molecular function: 3-dehydrosphinganine reductase activity. Gene Ontology annotation, biological process: sphingolipid biosynthetic process. The record is from RefSeq and is a predicted model, not a curated record. The coding region runs from base 66 to 1064 and encodes 332 amino acids.